AGCUUGAAAGUAACAGACAAUCGAUCUGGUGAAACGACUUUUGUUCCUGUCAAGGAUGAUACUAUUGACACGACUGCAUUUGCUAAACUUGGCUUGACAGCAUACGACCAUGGAUAUAUGAACACUGCUGUUUGUCGCUCUGCAAUUAGUUAUAUCGAUGGUGACAAGGGAAUUCUUAGAUAUCGUGGAUACGACAUUGAAGAGUUGGCAGAAAAGUCCACUUUUUUAGAAGUCGCCUAUCUUCUUAUAUUUGGCGAACUUCCUUCUGGUGAUCAGUUGGAGAAAUGGACUACUCGCGUACAGAGGCAUACAUUUAUUCACGAAAACAUGAUCGACUAUCUAAAGAGCUUUCGUUACGAUGCUCAUCCUAUGGGCAUGCUGGUUUCUGCUAUUGCUGCCAUGUCGACCUUUCAUCCAGAAGCCAGCACUGCACUAUGUGGCGAGGAUAUUUACGAAAAUGAAUCAAUGGUUAACAAACAAAUAUUUCGUUGCUUAGGAAAACUACCUACUUUGGCUGCAUGUGCCUAUCGUCAUCGUAUUGGACGAAGUUACAACACUCCGUCCAAUGAGCUUGAAUACACUGAAAACUUUUUGUAUAUGCUUGACAGACUGUCUGAAACAAACUAUACACCUCAUCCACAGCUGGCUCAUGCUUUGGAUGUAAUCUUUAUUUUGCAUGCUGACCACGAGUUAAAUUGCUCAACUGCUGCCAUGCGUCAAAUGGCAUCCACGGGUACCGAUCCCUUUGUGUGUCUAGCUGGUGCUUCAUCUGCUCUCUACGGACCUUCACAUGGUGGUGCCAACGAAGCUGCACUGAGAAUGCUCGAAGAAAUAGGUAGUAUUGAGAAAAUUCCCGCGUUUAUCGAGGAAGUCAAGGCCAAGAAACGUCGUCUCAUGGGUUUUGGCCAUCGUGUUUAUAAAAGCUAUGAUCCUCGAGCCAAAAUUCUCAAAAAAAUUUCCAGUCAAGUAUUUGAUAUUAUGGGCCGAAGCGAUCUGGUCAAUGUGGCGCUUGAACUGGAAAGAAUUGCUUUGAGUGACGAAUAUUUUAUCAAGCGUAAUCUGUAUCCUAAUGUUGAUUUCUACAGCGGUCUUAUCUACAAAGCUAUGGGCUUUCCAACCGACUUUUUUCCCGUUCUGUUUUGCAUUGCUCGCACUGCUGGAUGGCUUGCCCAUUGGCGAGAACAACUUCAUGAUCGUGUUCCUAUUUUCCGUCCUCAGCAGGUGGAUAUUGGACAGGAAAAAAGACAUUAUAAGGAGCGCCUUGGCGAUUCGGCAGCUUCUAUUCUUAAUGGAAUUCACUCUCGCAAAAACAUUCCGCCUUCACACAACUAGGCUUCAGGAAUGUUUGACAAGAUAGUGGCGAGCUCUUCAAGUGGCUUGAUCAUAUAUGAAGAUUGCUGGUAUCCUACCAUUUCCCGUAUCACUCCGCUGAUGAGCUCGCGUUUACUGAAGUUGAUUCUGUUUUGGAUAUUAUCAGGGUUUCCAUCUUCCAUGUAUGUCACUGUUGCAAUUGGUUAGCUGUUUGAUACUAUUCACUUUGGAUUUUCAAUAAAUAACCACAUCAAACC
This is a messenger RNA of Batrachochytrium dendrobatidis JAM81, 1568 nucleotides long. RefSeq lists its product as uncharacterized. The transcript is spliced from 17 exons. Gene Ontology annotation, biological process: tricarboxylic acid cycle; carbohydrate metabolic process. The record is from RefSeq and is a predicted model, not a curated record. The coding region runs from base 118 to 1332 and encodes 404 amino acids. Gene Ontology annotation, cellular component: mitochondrial matrix. Lineage: Eukaryota; Fungi; Chytridiomycota; Chytridiomycetes; Rhizophydiales.